UCUGAAGUAAAUCUCUCUAUCUUCCACUCUCUCUCUCUCUCUAGUGUUUGAGAUUUGGAAGUAAUGGGUUGCUUGCUCGGUUGCUUCGGCCGUCGGAAAAAUCGCCGCCGUCAAAGACGCAGGGAAUCUUUCCAGCCUCGUCCAAACAGAAUCUCUGAGGUGUCUACGAAAGAUGUUCCCGUGAAGCUUAGGGUUCCUACUGUUGAGGAAGUCACAAAGUCUCCUCCACAUGAUGAAUUUAGAGUUGCUUGUGUUGAGGAAGUCCCUAAAAUCUCUGUGAUUCCGACCACUGAUACUAUCUCUGACAAGACUGACAAGCCUAAGGAGAUACACAGUCCGAGUCCGAGUCUAACUCGUAAGAGAGUGACUUUUGACUCCAAUGUCAAAACAUACGAACACAUUGUUGUAGAAGAAUCUAUUGAGCUCUUUGAAGAGAAGAAAGAAGAAAAGGUAAAGCCUUUGAAGUCAUGUUCAUCUGAGGGAAGCGAUGUUACCUCCAACUCGUCAGGGUCUUUUCCUUCAAACCAUAGAUACCAAAACUGCAGAGAAAGUGACGAUGAAGAAGAAGAGGAUGUAACAGAUUGCGACGAGAGCGAUCUAGAGGAUCUUGAUGAUGAUGAUGGUGAGCUGCUUGAUGAGGACUAUUAUGAUAAUGAUGAUGAAAACUACGAGGAUAAGCUGCAUAAUUGGGAUAAAGAAGUCUAUACAGAGGAGAUUGCAGAUAACACAUUGGACAUUGCUGCGACUGCUAGAGACAGAAGCGGUUAUGUCAACGCGGUACUUAACCCGAUAGAGAAUCUAACUCAAUGGAAAGCUGUGAAAUCCAAAGGAAGAAGAACACAAACAUAUACACAGUCUCGAAAAGAGAAGGCUACUAAUCUCAUAUCCGAUCAAGAACACAUGCCAACUGCUUCUUUUAGCUUGGACGAGCCUAAGCCAAAACUAAGAGAUGAAACCAAGAAACAGAGAAGCCAAGAAGUUGCUGUUGAUGCUAGUCUCUCAACUUGGUUAUCCUCAUCACCGACCACCACCAGCGGAUGCAGCAGCAGUGUUGAAACCGCAAUGUCCGAGAAGAAGAAGAAGUACACAUCUAAUAGCUCAAAACCGGUUCAAAGCUACGAUGAGAGACCUAUACUUGGCGCGUUAACUUCAGAGGAGAUAAAACAGUUCUCAGCUACGAAUUCUCCGAGGAAAUCUCCGAGUAGAAGACCUGAGUCACCGAUCAUCGGAACAGUUGGUGGUUAUUGGAACAAUCACUCAAUGGCCACAAGGAAAGUAUAGAGCAAAAGUAUGAAGUCUACACAUGUUUGAUUACAUUUGAUACUGUGAGUAAAAUCAUCAUUUGUUUAUUAAUUUGGCUUUGUGAAGUUACCACUUUGUGUGUGUUGUGUUGUGUGUGUGUGUUUCUUAAACACCAAAUCUUUGUGUGUG
Messenger RNA from Eutrema salsugineum, 1431 nucleotides. RefSeq names its product DNA ligase 1. Gene Ontology annotation, biological process: male meiosis II. NCBI's taxonomy places the organism in Eukaryota, Viridiplantae, Streptophyta, Magnoliopsida, Brassicales, Brassicaceae. The record is from RefSeq and is a predicted model, not a curated record. The transcript has 3 exons. Bases 64 to 1281 code for a protein of 405 amino acids.